AAUGCGGAAGUAGAGCACUAUUUUCUAAAAAACAGCUGUGAUAUUUUGAUGCUUGAGGCUUUCAGUAGAAAGAAAACCUGUGCAGAAGAGGAAUAAAACAACAGACUGAUCAUGGAGGAUGACGCUCCUGUUAUUUAUGGACUUGAAUUUCAGGCACGGGCUCUCACUGCUCAGACUGCGGAGACUGAUGCCAUUCGUUUUCUUGUUGGAACACAGUCCCUAAAAUUUGACAAUCAGAUUCACAUCAUUGACUUUGAUGACGAGAAUAACAUCAUUAAUAAGAAUGUCCUCCUGCACCAAGCAGGGGAGAUAUGGCACAUUGGCGCCAGUCCUGCAGAUAAAGCUGUGCUCACCACCUGCUAUAACAAAACCAGUGACAGCCGGGUGGUGUCCUGUGCAGCCGUGUGGAGGAUGCCCUCAGACUGGGAUGCUGGGAACCACGAGUCGCCCGAUGACUCCGCCCACAACCCCCAAACCCUGGAGUUGCUCUGUCACCUUGUCGACAGUGCCCAUGGAAACACGGCUUGUGUGCUUUGGGAGCCCAUGGGGGACGGAAAGCGCGUGAUUUCAUUGGCUGAUAACCACGCACUGCUCUGGGACCUGCAGGAGAGCUCCACACAGGCUACAGUGUCAAGCCGCGCCACACUGGAGGGCAAAGGUCAGCUCAAGUUCACCUCGGGAAAAUGGAGUCCGCAUCACAACUGCAGCCAGCUCGCCACCGCCAGUGACACAGCCAUCCGAGGCUGGGACCUGCGCAGUAUGAGUCAGAUCUACUGUAUCGAGAACGCCCAUGGACAGCUGGUUCGUGACCUGGACUUCAAUCCGAAUCGGCAGUACUACCUGGCCAGCUGCGGGGACGACUGCAAGGUCAAGUUCUGGGACAUCCGCAACAUUCAGGAGCCGGUCAAGACCCUAGAGCAACACUCCCACUGGGUGUGGAGUGUCCGCUACAACCACAGUCAUGACCAGUUGGUGUUGACAGCCAGCAGUGACAGUCGGCUCAUCCUCUCCAAUAUGGUGUCAAUCUCCUCCGAGCCAUUUGGACACCUGGUGGAUGACGAGGAGCUCAGCGAGGGAGAGGACAACCAUCAAGACGACAAGAGUAAAGAGCCACUAAAGGAUAGUGUUGUUUCCACAUACGAGGAGCACGAGGACAGCGUGUAUGCAGCAGAGUGGUCUUCAGCUGACCCCUGGCUUUUUGCUUCACUCAGCUAUGAUGGACGCCUGGUCAUCAACAGGGUCCCACGGGCACUCAAGUACCGAAUACUGCUCUGAGAAAGGCAAGUGGACUUUAAAAUGAGCAACAUUUACCAGAGGACUUUUGAAUUUGUUUUGUCUCAACCUUGACUAUGAAGAAUUGAAUGUUUUGAAUCAAGACAUUUAUUUAUUCAUAUCACUGGAGCAGUUCUUUCUUCAGAGACAUGUAAGAUUUAAUGGUUAUAUGUGUUAUAUCCCAAAUGACGCCUGGGAUGACAGUUCUUGUCAUGGCUCUUCUCAGCUUGACUUCUUCUCAUACAACAUAAAACAGUCAUACAAGUAUAUAUAAUGGGACCAAAAUAUGAAACCGGUCAUUAAACUCUACUGUAAAAGUGACUGACACCAUUGUAAAC
Periophthalmus magnuspinnatus is the source of this 1610-nucleotide messenger RNA. RefSeq names its product EARP complex and GARP complex interacting protein 1 (gene eipr1). Gene Ontology annotation, biological process: protein ubiquitination. Gene Ontology annotation, molecular function: protein binding. The record is from RefSeq and is a predicted model, not a curated record. NCBI's taxonomy places the organism in Eukaryota, Metazoa, Chordata, Actinopteri, Gobiiformes, Gobiidae. Bases 112 to 1275 code for a protein of 387 amino acids. The transcript has 9 exons.